AUGGCAAAAGCGGAAGACAAAACCAAACCAAUAACCGAACAGAUAACAGCAACAAAGUUUGCAUAUGAUGGUCUGUCGGAAAAAUUCCGAAACGUUUUAAAACAAUUUAAAGGUAAAUGUGCAUCUGUUGUCGUCGUAUUUGAUGGCAUUUUUGAAUCAAAUAAACGUCGAAGACGUGAUCCAAAACGAGAGAGUACUAUCAGAUUUGUUAAUGGUCAUAGUCGUCUACCACCUCUGUUGCAUGAACAACUUAUGACUAUUAUACAUAAAUUAGAUAUUGAGGUUCAUGUUGCUACUGGUGAAGCCGAUCCUAUUAUUGUUAAAAUGGCACAAACUCGUGACGCAUACAUUGUUGCUCGUGACUCAGAUUAUUUUCUUUAUCAAGACAUAAAAGGUUAUGUGCCACUUAAUAAAUUGACAUUUCCAAAACUUCAAGGACAAUAUUAUCAUAUGGCAGACGUCUUUCAUGCUAUGACACAGCAAGGUGUAGCACUAUGGGCAACGACUAUUACUUAUGAUUUUAUCAGUUUGGAUGUUUUACAAGAACAGUUUCCCAUGAAACAUUCAAAAGACAAGAAAAUAUUUAGUUGCUGGCUAGAAAGGUCGGAAUCAGAUAGUGAAAAACAAAAAAGACUUACUUGCCAAUAUAAUCUUCUUCGUUAUAUUCAACAAGUCGGAGAUAUCGAAGCAUUUAGCAAAAUUAACAAAUUCGUUUCUUCAGAUGAUUCAGAAGAAUUCGAACUAUUGAUAGGAAGUUACGUCAAAAUCUCUUUACCAAAAUUAAGAUUAACACCAAAUAAAAAUCAAAUUCUUCCAUACCUAAAUCAACUCUACACUGAUGGCAAACUCGAUCAUGCCAUCAUUAAUAUUCUUGUUCGGAGACAAAUUCUAUAUCAUUGGAAAGGAGACAAUCGAGUACAUUUAGAUUUACUGCUACCUAUCUGUCAUAUGCUAGUCAAAUGGGAUCAUCAGACGUCAAACGAUACAAAUUAUCCUCCGACAGUAACAUUCAAUGGAAAAACUUACAAUCCACUUGAGCUCGUUGAAUCUGAUGAUCUACCAACACUUGAUCGAUUUAUGGACCUUAGUUCAAGCAAAAGAAAAUGUUUUGUUUUGGGUUGUGUUGAUUUUGCUCUUCGACCUAAAGAACGUCUCAAUUGGCAUGGUGUUCAUCGAGAUUACAGAAUUUGCUUUUCUCUUUGGAGACUUUGGUUACAUACAAAAACAACAGAAUCAAAUACGUCCAAAGCGACUCUAUUGGCCUUGAUUAUUUCAUUUCUAAAACAUUCUCUUCUUGAUACAUAUGAUGAAACAGAAGAAAGAUCACCACGAAGCAAAGAAUUACCUGUAAAACCUUACCGUCAGCAUUCACAGAAAAAAUUGAAAAGCUACUUUUCAUUAGACAAAUGUUCGAAUUUACGAGAUAGAAUAAAAAAAUUUGCAGAAAUUGUUUUGUCAAAUAAUGAAAUUGAAAACAAUAUCGAAGAAUGUCAACAAUUUUAUAAAGAAUUGUUAAUAAUCAAUCAAUUCUCUGGACAACCACUUUAUAUACCACCACCACAUUUCUUCUUUAGUCAACUCACCUAUCCACUGGCUGUUCGCUUAAGUCAAUCGAAAGAUAUUUGGGAAGAUAUUACAAAUUUCUGCUCAAAAAAUGAGCUUCUGGUUGGAUUUAUCAAAGAACUUUAUAAGACAAUUUUGUAG
This is a messenger RNA of Rotaria sp. Silwood1, 1704 nucleotides long. NCBI's taxonomy places the organism in Eukaryota, Metazoa, Rotifera, Eurotatoria, Philodinida, Philodinidae. The record is from the annotation of a GenBank genome assembly.